AUGCCAUCCAAUUAUAAUAUCAAACUUGCUCAUGAAGAUGUCUGGACUUCACAUGAUAUUCGUCGGUCGCUUCGUAAGAAGAUCGAAUCGAGACGUGGUUCUGCACCUGUAUCCCAGAUCUACGGCCAUAAAAGUGAAGGAACAUAUCCGACAUACUACUAUCAAGACCAUUGUUCGUCGAACGAUACCGUCGAUGAUGUCUUGGACGAGGAGGAAGAGGCUUAUCACAUCCAUUACUUGCGAAGAUACGGGCAAUUCCGGGAGGGUGGGCUGCCUCAGCAACUAUCUGUUGAAGUGGAGGAAGCCAUCCUGCAGCGAAAGGAACUGGUUAACUUACGGCACGAAGGAGGAAAACGCCGUGUCAACUUUUAUAGGAAUGAAUAUCGGAAGGCCCUGAUUAGCAUUCAACUCUCGGAGGUCCAUCAAUACCAGACUCAGUGGGUUCGGAACAGAUGCGAUUAG
Messenger RNA from Aspergillus udagawae, 462 nucleotides. RefSeq lists its product as uncharacterized. The record is from RefSeq and is a predicted model, not a curated record. Bases 1 to 462 code for a protein of 153 amino acids. The transcript has 2 exons. NCBI's taxonomy places the organism in Eukaryota, Fungi, Ascomycota, Eurotiomycetes, Eurotiales, Aspergillaceae.